AUGGCGAUUUUACCUAAGGAGGAAACGGAGGGUGUCCGUACCCGAAGUCAACGCCAGCAGGAGACGGACCAGAGAAGGUUUGGUGGUGCAACGCCGCAGACGUCGGGGGGCCAACUGCCAACCACGGAAGCUGGCCCGUCAGCAGCCUCUACACCUGCAGCACCUGACUUGGGUGCUCUCAUGAUGAUGUUGCAGGAAAGGGCCCGCCAGCAGGCAGAACAGGAACGCCGAUUGGAAGGGCAGCUGCGGGGCGGACAGGAGGAACAGGCCCGUUGGUUGAAAGAGCAGCAGGAGGAACAGGCCCGUUGGUUGAAAGAGCAGCAGAAGGAACAGGCCCGUCAGUUGAAAGAGCAGCAGGAGGAACAGGCCCGCCGACAGGAGGAACAGGCCCGCCAGCAGGCGGAACAGUCACGCCGAUUGGAAGAGCUGCUGCAGGGCGGACAAGAGGAACAGGCCCGUCGGUUGGAAGAGCAGAUGCUCCUCAUGAAGGACUUUCACGCUACCUUCGGGAAGGAGGUUGCUCAACAUGACAACCACCUGUCGGAAGCUGAAACCCGAAUCGAUCAAGUAAACAAUCGGGUUGACAACGUAAUGGCUGACAUGAAGAAAUCACUGGACGAACUCAAACUUGGGGAUGGAACUACAGCUCCCGUAGUAGCUACAACACCUUCCCUACGUGGAUUCAAAGUGCCGCCGUUCGACGGGACUUCUUCCUGGUCGGCCUACAAAAUCCAGUUCGAGGCCGUCAUGGAGGCGAACGGCUGGAAUAAAAUCCAGGCCAUGACUGCACUCACCCUAGGCCUGCGCGACCAAGCCUUAACUGUGUUGGAAGCUCUCGGUAAGAAAGUGACCUACGAGCAGCUCCUUGAGGCAUUGGAGGCGAGAUAUGGUGACGCUCACCUGGAACACGUCUUUCGCGUGCAGCUUGGAAAGAUCGCGUGCAAAUGCGCAACAACGAAAACGUGCAGCAGUGGGCCCUUGAGGCGGAGAAGAUGGUUAGACGAAAAGCAUACCAGUCUGUACCUACGCUCAUUGAAGGGAAACUGGUGCAGACAUCGACGGCAUCCCCGACCUUAA
Molecule: messenger RNA, 1077 nt
Organism: Parnassius apollo (apollo)
Lineage: Eukaryota; Metazoa; Arthropoda; Insecta; Lepidoptera; Papilionidae
Source: the annotation of a GenBank genome assembly